GCAGCACUUUUGGCAGGUUCUGUGGCGUAGUAACGUCACACGCAGCAGUGUCUGCAAACAGACUGAGUCAAAAUGCCCGUAGAUUUGAGCCAGUGGACCAAGUCUCUUGCCCUGCAGGAGGUCGAGGAAAAGCCUGCACAGCCUCUAACUAUUAAAUACGGCUCUGUGGAAAUUGACGAGCUGGGCAAAACCCUCACGCCAACACAGGUGCAGAAUCGACCCACUUCCAUCGAGUGGGAAGGAUGUGACUCCAGUAAACUGUACACGCUGGCCAUGACCGAUCCCGACGCUCCCAGCAGGAAAAACCCUAAAUACAGGGAAUGGCACCACUUUCUGGUGGUCAACAUGAAAGGAAAUGAUGUGUCCUCUGGGUGGGUCUUGUCAGACUACGUGGGCUCUGGUCCACCCCAGGGCACAGGUCUCCACAGGUAUGUGUGGCUGGUGUACGAGCAACCAGGUAGUCUGUCUUGCUCCGAGCCCAUCCUCACCAAUUACUGCGGAGACGGCCGUGGAAAAUUCAAGAUCCAGAGCUUCAGGAAGAAAUACAACCUGGGAGCUCCGUUGGCGGGAACCUGCUACCAGGCCGAGUGGGACAACUACGUCCCCAAACUGUAUGAGCAGCUGUCUGGAAAAUAAAUAGAGACCCGACUCUAGAGCAUCCAGUGCUAGGAAUUUCUAUGGAGGCUGCUGACCUAUAGGAAAUUCCCAGCAUUUGUGUGAGUGUGCCACUGAAUACUGUUUUCUUUUCUUUUCUUGCAACUGUUGCCUACCUAUGCUUUGACAGAAGUAACAGCUCCUCUCAGUGGCAUCACCUGUAAUUCAUCUACAAUAAAUCUGAUAAAACAGUGAAA
This is a messenger RNA of Monopterus albus (swamp eel), 851 nucleotides long. RefSeq names its product phosphatidylethanolamine binding protein 1 (gene pebp1). The coding region runs from base 73 to 636 and encodes 187 amino acids. NCBI's taxonomy places the organism in Eukaryota, Metazoa, Chordata, Actinopteri, Synbranchiformes, Synbranchidae. The record is from RefSeq and is a predicted model, not a curated record. Gene Ontology annotation, biological process: negative regulation of MAPK cascade. The transcript has 4 exons.